Plectropomus leopardus (leopard coralgrouper) is the source of this 2388-nucleotide messenger RNA. RefSeq names its product ring finger protein 130 (gene rnf130). Lineage: Eukaryota; Metazoa; Chordata; Actinopteri; Perciformes; Serranidae. The record is from RefSeq and is a predicted model, not a curated record.
ACUGCGCCCCAAACUGAGAGACGGAAAGACGGGGCUCGAGUCUCCGGUGCACCGGACAGCAAACCAGUGGGGACAGCACUGGAACAAACCACCGAACAACAGCGGGAUCCACCGUCCGUGAAGCCCCCGAGCCCCGGCGGACAGCCAGCGGGAGCGCAGCGGAGAGGAGGCGGGAGGAGAGCGGAGGCAGGCGGGGGUCCGCAGCCCGGGAGCCUGCCUGUCUGUCCACCCGCAGACGUUUUGAUGUAACAAAGACUGAGAGGACGACAUAAUGUCCCUGAGGUGGACACGUCUCCUCGUCCCGUUGGUCCUGGUCCUGUGCCGCUCGGUGUCGGCGGCCCGGUCCGACAGGAACAUGGUGUCAGAGGAGUACGUGGGCGCCACAGUGAACGCCACGGUGCUGGACGGUCGAGGAAACACCAUCCACAUGAUGAGCAGUGAUGACGGGACAUACGGACAGAACUCACCAAAGGUGGACACCAGGGGCAUCGUCAUCGCACCUGCACCGCAUCACGGAGUGGUGGACCGGCAGGGCUGCGACCCCGGCACUCGGUUCCUGGUCCCUCCUCGGAACGUCCACUGGGUGGCGCUGCUGCAGAGAGGAAACUGCACCUUUAAAGAGAAGAUCCUGAAGGCGGCGGCCUACAACGCCACGGCGGUCCUCAUCUACAACAACUCCACCAACAAGACGGUGAAGAUGGGACACGAAGGUACCGGGGACACGGUGGCGGUGAUGAUCACGGAGGCGUACGGUAAAGAGAUCCUGGCUCACCUGGAGAGGAACCUGACCGUGCUGGUCUCGGUGUUCGUGGGUCAACGCGGUUCAUCCAAAAACAUCAACCGAGGCUCGCUGGUCUUCGUCUCCAUCUCUUUCAUCGUCCUCAUGAUCAUCUCGUCCGCCUGGCUCAUCUUCUACUUCAUCCAGAAGAUCCGCUACACCAGCGCCCGCGACCGCAGCCAGCGUCGUCUUGGUGACGCAGCAAAGAAAGCCAUCGGGAAGUUGACCACGAGGACGGUGAAGAAAGGAGACAAGGAAACGGAUCCAGAUUUUAACCACUGUGCGGUGUGCAUCGAAGCGUACCAGCUGAACGACGUGGUCCGCAUCCUGCCCUGCAAACAUGUCUUCCAUAAGGUGUGUGUGGACCCCUGGCUGAACGAGCACUGCACCUGUCCCAUGUGCAAACUCAACAUCCUCAAAGCUCUCGGCAUCAUGACCAGUCUUCCCUGCGUGGACAGCGUGGUGUUGGACGUGGGGCGUCUGGGCGUCAGUCAGGCGUCCGGCAGCCAGAGGUCGACGCUGGGCGACAGCAACCAGCCGUCCAUCAGCCUGGAGCCGCUCAGCCCCCCCCACCCCGAGGCCACGCCCAGAACUCCUGCUGACAUCACCAUCGCCGUGACCAGCGGCGGUCACUUCUUCAACAGGAACUCGAUGUCUCCUCGCAGCGUCGUCUGUGAGAUGGAGCUGCCGGACAUCCAGGCGUCUCUCGACCUCUACGACGACAACAAGUCCUGAGGCCCGUCGUCAUGGUUACGUCCCCACAGCACCACUUCCUCCACCUGCAGAUGGACGGAUGACAUUUUAUGGACGCAGGAUGUGUUUAGUGUUCCCGGUGGGUCGGUGGAUGGUUAGGGGAGUCUGAAAACGACAAUUUGGACAAACUUUUAAUCAUCAUUUAAUCCAUCAGACUUUCUUCAGCCUGAGCGUAGACUCACUGUGGAUCCUGGUCUGGUUUGGACCCCAAAACUCAACACCUGUUUUUUUCUCCCAGAGGAAAAAAAACUUUGGAGGAACCAGAGUCACGGUUGCGGUAUUGUCAGUAUUGUCAGAAACAAUUUCUAAACCAAAUAAUCCCAAGAACUGACCUCCAGACCCUGAACCAGGUUCCUCUUCCAAUGUCGUGGUUGAGUUCUUUGACAAGUUCCUUGAAAAGUUGUGGAGUCCCUAAAAGUAAUGUUAUGCUCCUGGAAAAAGGUCCCUCAAAAGGCUCCUGAUCACCCCAAAAAGACGUUCUGGGUCCUUGGAAAAGUUUGUGAAUUCUUUGAACAGUACUUGGAUAGGUCCUAAAUUUGUAAAAAGGUUUCUCUGAGUUUCUGGAAAAGUUCCAGGGCUCUUUCAGGUCCUGGAACUUUUUCCGAGUAACUAACAAGGUCCCUUGGAUCCUCUAAAAAGUUUCUGGGGGUUUCUUGGUUCUGUAAAUGCUCGAGGGCCUAAAAAGGUUCCUGAAAAUGUUCCUUAAAGUUCCAAGGCACCUGGAAAAUAAUUGAAAGAUCCUGAAGAGUUCCUUGUGUUCCUUGAAAAGUGAGAGUUAUUUACCCUUUGACUCCUGGAUUGACAUCAGUUUUCUUGUGCUGCGUUCAGAUGCCUUUCACAAGCAUCGAAACCUCUGA